Didymosphaeria variabile is the source of this 1146-nucleotide messenger RNA. RefSeq lists its product as uncharacterized. NCBI's taxonomy places the organism in Eukaryota, Fungi, Ascomycota, Dothideomycetes, Pleosporales, Didymosphaeriaceae. The transcript has a single exon. The record is from RefSeq and is a predicted model, not a curated record. The coding region runs from base 1 to 1146 and encodes 381 amino acids.
AUGGCGCGUCCUUAUAGGUUCGGCUGGACGGGCCUAGUAGCAAGCUUCCUGCUUCUUCUCUCGCUGUUCAACUUUGCAGCUACGUCGCCUCUACUGGACGACCACAUCAAUAACACCUUAGUCGUACGCGCCGGCGCCAAACCCGAUUUUGAAGAAGCACUACCGACCAUCACCAAGGCGCAGUAUGUGGCGUAUCUCAAGAAGCACUUCAAGAGAACCGAAAAGUACCUAUUCUACUCUGGUGGAGCAGACAAAAAACAAAUCCCACGAUUUCUGAGAACGAGCCCCGGAUAUUUCUUCUAUGGCAAUAUGAUAACUGCACCUAAAUGGAAAGAUCGCUCAAAGCCCCCUCCCAAUCACCCAUGGUACAAAGAGUUCAAGGUAGACAAGGUAGACGACGACGGCGAAGAGGCUUCCAAGGCCCUGGCAGAAGUCGCCACGGGGACGAUCCUGGUCUUCGGAGCUGUAGAUUACAAAAACUUUGAGAAUUCCUAUUUCACGUCAAAAGAAGUCGAAAUACUUCAUGAAGGAAUCAAGAGCGGCAGAAUCACCGCGAUUCAUCACAUGGCCAAGAGUGCGAGGAAUAAAGAUGAAAUCAUAGCCAUCGAAGACGGGGACGGGAAAAUUGUUUUUCAACCUGGCAUGGAAGGCACUGAGAACGCUUCUAUCAACUGCGACGGCACCAGCGCCGACAGCGACCAUCCGAGCGACAGCGACAGCGCCACAAAACGUGCUCUCGGAAAAUAUGGAGUCUGUGGUCCGCCAAAGAUCCCUAGCAAGAGGUCUCCUCAAGAGUGCGACGGUAAACCAGGCAACGGAAAGCGCGCUAUGGGCUCCAAGAAGCAGAGCGCUGCUUGCCCGUUGAAAAAACCCACAUGCACCGCGGUAAUGAAGAAGGCUGGCAAGUGCACUACCACCAAGAAGUGCACCGCAGCAAUGGAGAGGGCUGGCAAGUGCGGUACCGCUAAGAAGUGCACCGCAGCAAUGAAGAAGGCCGGCAAGUGCGGCACCAAGAAGAGCGCCAAGAAGACUCCCAAACACCCUAUCAAAAAGAGGCCUGCCACACACCGCAAGAAGACCACCAAGAAACGACCUUCCCGAGCCAAGAAAGCUUCCAGGAAAGGUAGCGGUCGGGGCAGGCACUAA